AUGGCCGGCGACGACAAGAAACCCGGCAAGACAAUAGUCUUCCUGCACCCUGAUCUCGGGAUUGGGGGCGCAGAGAGGUUAGUCGUCGACGCGGCAGUAGGCUUGCAAAAGCGCGGACACAAAGUGGUCAUCUUCACGAGCCACUGCGAUCCCACUCACUGCUUCGACGAGGCCCGUGAUGGCACCCUCGAUGUGCGCGUGCGUGGCAACACGAUUGUCCCCCCCUCCCUCCUCGGCCGCUUUGCUAUCCUGUGCGCCAUCCUGCGCCAGCUGCACCUGAUCAUCCACAUCACGCUCCUCACCCCAGAGCUCCGCGAUCUCGCACCCGACGCCUUCUUCGUCGAUCAGCUCAGCGCGGGGCUCCCUCUGCUCAAGACCCUAACCGCCGCACCCAUCUUCUUCUACUGCCACUUCCCCGACCUGCUCCUCGUGCGCGGUCGCGCACACCUCGCCAAGCGCCUUUACCGCGUGCCGUUCGACGCGCUCGAGCGCUGGAGCAUGGGUUUCGCCGACGCCAUCGCCGUCAACUCCGAGUUCACGCGCGGCAUUGUCGCGCAGACCUGGCCGGGGCUAGUCCAACAACCCACCCAGGGGGAGGGGAAAGGGGGGCAAGGGCAGAGCAGCAAAGCAAACGGGCGGCAGUUGCACGUGGUAUACCCCUGCAUCGACACCACCCCGCCCAGCUCCCCCGCCUCCCCGCUCCCCUGGAAAAAAGACGGCGUGAUCCUCUCCAUCAACCGCUUCGAGCGCAAGAAGAACAUCGCGCUCGCACUACACGCCUUCGCACUCCUGCCCCCCCCACCGCCGCCACCGCGCCAAACUGGUCCUCGCCGGCGGCUACGACCCGCGCGUGGCCGAAAACGCCGAGGUCGUCUUCUUGCUGAGCGUGCCCCAGACGCUCAAGGCCAUCUUGCUGCGCACGGCGCGGCUGCUGGUGUACACGCCGAGCAACGAGCACUUUGGGAUCGUGCCGCUGGAGGCGAUGCUGGCCGGGGUGGCGGUGCUGGCGGCGGACAGCGGGGGUCCGCGGGAGACGGUGGUGGAAGGAGUGACCGGGUGGUUGCGGGAUCCCGAGAGGCCGGAGGCGUGGAGCGUCGUGAUGGAUCGGGUGCUGAAUGA
Messenger RNA from Chaetomium globosum CBS 148.51, 1119 nucleotides. RefSeq lists its product as uncharacterized. The coding region runs from base 1 to 1119 and encodes 372 amino acids. The record is from RefSeq and is a predicted model, not a curated record. Lineage: Eukaryota; Fungi; Ascomycota; Sordariomycetes; Sordariales; Chaetomiaceae. Gene Ontology annotation, molecular function: alpha-1,3-mannosyltransferase activity; GDP-Man:Man(1)GlcNAc(2)-PP-Dol alpha-1,3-mannosyltransferase activity. The transcript is spliced from 3 exons.